ACUUCCUGGUUGAAAGAAGAUGAACUCAAUCGUCAUACUCAUGCUGCCGGAUAAUAACAGAGGCUGUAUUUAGUUAGCUAACCGGCGGGGUUGCGGUUCUACUAUUAAAAAAUACCAAAACUGUGUCAGUAUUAGAAAUAAAAUGUCUGGAAAAGCAAAGGAUCUUCUGCAGAUGGACCUGUAUGGUCUGCUCGGCAUUGAUGGCACUGCUACACCGAAAGAGAUAAAGAAAGCGUAUCGACAGAAAGCGCUGACAUGCCAUCCCGACAAGAACCCGGACAACCCGAAAGCAGCGGACCUCUUCCACCAGCUCUCCCAGGCUCUCGAGGUGCUCACCGACGCGGCGGCCAGGGCGGCCUAUGAUAAGAUCUGCGCGGCCAAGAUACAAGCAGCGGAGCGGACCAGAAAACUCGAUGGCAAGAGGAAGAAAUUCAAGUUUGACUUGGAGGCCAGGGAGGGUCAGGCCGAGACCCAGACCCAGGAGGAAGCGGGGAACACGAGAUCCCUGGAAGAGGAGAUCGCCCGUCUGAGAGAGGAAGGCUCCAGGCAGCUUCAGGAGGAACAGCGACUGAUCCGGGAGCAGAUCCAGCGGGAGAGGGAGGAGCAGGAGCAUAGAGGAGCCGGUUACACGCACCCAGACUCGGGGCUGGGGAGAUGUUCCAAGAGCAACGUGACCCCCAAAUUGAAAUUGAAGUGGAAGUGCAAGAAAGAUGAUGACACUAACGGAGGCUACUCUCAGGAAGACCUUUCCAGACUGCUGCACAAGUACGGGGAUGUUUUGAAUGUGCUCGUGUCAAGCAAGAAGAAAGGAAGUGCUGUGGUUGAAUUUGCAACUGUCCGAGCAGCUGAGCUGGCGCUGAAGAACGAGAGGGGCCUGAACGAAAACCCCCUGAAGAUCUCGUGGCUUGAAGGAGAGCCAGAGUAUGUCGCCCCGGCGUCCCUACCUGACCAGUUUUCGCCUCAGGCCCCGCUGAGCACGGAGCGCGACUACGAGAGCGUGGUGCUGAUGAGGAUGAGGCAGGCCGCGGAGCGCCAGCGGCUCAUCGAGGAGAUGCAGGAGGAGGACGACAAAGCAGAGGCCAAGGUCAAGUCCUAGCAGGCAGGGAGAGAGACGGGUUCCUCCUCUCGCACACAAACACACCCACUCUGCCUCCCCUGGACUCGGGCUUUAGUUGCAUAAAGCCUCUUUAUGGACGUUUGUUGUACAUUUUUUUACGUUUAUACAUUUUAUCAGCGUUAUCAAAUGUGGGGAGAAAUAAAUCUAUUGCAGAACGGUAGAA
Gadus macrocephalus (Pacific cod) is the source of this 1280-nucleotide messenger RNA. RefSeq names its product DnaJ (Hsp40) homolog, subfamily C, member 17 (gene dnajc17). Gene Ontology annotation, biological process: spliceosomal complex disassembly. The transcript has 11 exons. Gene Ontology annotation, cellular component: spliceosomal complex. The record is from RefSeq and is a predicted model, not a curated record. Gene Ontology annotation, molecular function: RNA binding. Bases 143 to 1096 code for a protein of 317 amino acids. NCBI's taxonomy places the organism in Eukaryota, Metazoa, Chordata, Actinopteri, Gadiformes, Gadidae.